Penicillium soppii is the source of this 1413-nucleotide messenger RNA. RefSeq names its product putative C2H2 finger domain protein. Gene Ontology annotation, molecular function: zinc ion binding; nucleic acid binding. Gene Ontology annotation, biological process: ribosomal large subunit biogenesis. The record is from RefSeq and is a predicted model, not a curated record. Gene Ontology annotation, cellular component: preribosome, large subunit precursor. The transcript has 3 exons. Bases 1 to 1413 code for a protein of 470 amino acids. Lineage: Eukaryota; Fungi; Ascomycota; Eurotiomycetes; Eurotiales; Aspergillaceae.
AUGUACCCCGCCUGCGACGAAUAUUUAUCCCACACACAGGGAAAACCCACCCUUUCAACCCAAGACAACCACCAAACCACCGAUAUGUCGUCGACUACCCAGGAUACCGCUGCCUCGCUGCAAUACACUUGCAAUACCUGCCUCGUCGCCUUCCACCGCAGCGAUGCGCAGAGAGAUCACAUGCGAAAAGAUUGGCAUCACUACAACAUGAAGCGGCGCAUGGCUUCCUUGCCUCCUGUUGCACUUGAAACCUUCAACGAAAAAGUUCUUGCCGCCAAAACUGUGUCCAACGAAGCCGCCGCUAAGGCCUCAUACGAAAAGACUUGCCACACUUGCAGCAAGGCAUUCUACAGCGAGAACUCCUACCAGAACCACGUCAACAGCUCCAAGCACAAGCAGCGCGAAGCUCGCCUCCGCAAAGAUGGUGAUUCCGCUUCCGUCCAGAGUUCCGCGUUUUCCCUGGGAGAACCUGUCACCAAGUCCGACGAAACCGACAUUUCCAAGGUCACUGAGAACCUGAAGACGGCCACCAUCGAUGAGCAAAACGAGGAUGAUGCUGAAACCGAGGAGGAUGUCAACAAGGUUGAAUUCUCACCAGGUCAUUGCCUCUUUUGCAAAAUUGAAUCAACCGAUAUCCAUACCAAUGUCGACCACAUGCGCAAAGACCAUGGCAUGUUCAUCCCCGAGCAAAAGUACCUGGUAGAUCUCGAUGGCCUUAUCAACUACCUCUUCCGCAAAAUCACCGAAAACUUCGAAUGUCUCUACUGCCACACCAUGCGAAACACCGCACAAGCCAUUCAAACUCACAUGCGCGACAAGAGUCACUGCAUGAUUGCCUUCGACAGUGAAGACGAGCAAGUUGAAAUCGGCCAAUUCUAUGAUUUCCGGGGCACUUACUCCGAGGAUGAGGAUGAGUCCUCGCCAGCGAGCGGCGAUGCCAAGGCCACCGGUGAUGGAGAGGAUCAAGGUUGGGAAACUGAAAGCUCCGCAUCUUCCGUCGAUGAGGACGACCUCGACAACUACCGCAACAAACCAGCCGCCUACGAGCACGACUACGAACUUCACCUUCCCUCCGGCAAGAGUGUCGGUCACCGUUCGCUCGCCAAAUACUACAGGCAAAACCUGCACAACUACCUUUCGCCUUCUGAGCGUGCUGCUCGCCAGCUUGCAAUCGAGAAUGGAGAGAUUGAAGAGGAUAUGGGCCGCGUCCGGACCAACCAUCACCGUGCUAUUACCACUCGUGCCAACGGCGGUACGGGUAUGAUUGGAGCCACCGAAGAACAAAAAGAGACUGCUCUCACUGCAGAGCGCCGUGAGCGAACUCGUGCACUUCGACAAGAGAACCGCUACGUCGCACGCGUCCAAAGAGCCAACAACUUCCAGAAGCACUUCCGGGACCCUCUUCUGCAAUGA